Messenger RNA from Aricia agestis (brown argus), 1830 nucleotides. RefSeq lists its product as uncharacterized. Lineage: Eukaryota; Metazoa; Arthropoda; Insecta; Lepidoptera; Lycaenidae. The coding region runs from base 115 to 1671 and encodes 518 amino acids. The transcript is spliced from 8 exons. The record is from RefSeq and is a predicted model, not a curated record.
UGGUGGUACUGUGUUAACAAUUUUAAAUUUAUUUAUUGGGAAAUGAACUGAAAUACAUAUUGUCUUGUGGCUCUUUUCGUUUUUUAACAGCUAUAAUCAACAUAUUAGAUAGCCAUGGUGAUGCAAACUUCUAAAGAUGUAGCUCAAACUGAUGCAAGCUAUGACCAAGAGGAUGUAUCCAUGGAAGCAAAUUUACUCCAUGAGCAACUUGCUGCCUAUGCUUUGAAUGUUGCCGGAGAUGAACAAUCAAACAGAAAAGGUGUAUGGGGCGAGCACUCGUACGCGCGCGCCCGCGGUGUGGGGCCGCGCGAGCGUAUGCGCUCGCUGCUGGCGGCCGCGCCGCGCUCCCCGCCGCCCGCCGAUGUGGACGUGGUGAGCGUGUCGCCCGAGCGGUCGCUGCCCGGUGACUCCCCCGCCACACCCGACCUCGACGACGACGACGAGGAGGAGGACUGGGAGCGCCGCCUGCGCGCGCUUGCCCCCUCCGCUGCCUACCUGCGCCUGGCCGACGAUGCGCUCGACACGCUGCGCCAGCUGCGUCUCGAGCGCCUGGCUCUACCCGCCGACGCGGGCGCCUGGGCGCGGCGCGAGAGCGCGCGGGCGGCCGCGCGCAGGCUACGGCGCGCGCUGGCCCCGCACUGGGCUGGGCCGGGCGGCGGCGGAGCGGGCUGGCUGCACGCCGCGCUCACGGCGCAGCUGCCCCGCGGCCCGCGCGCGCUAUACCGCGAGAUGCUGCAGGAGCUGCGCCGUGCCGUGCCGCGCCUCGCCGCCCGCCUGCCGCUGGCGCGCCCACUCGACCGCGUGCACGACCCACUCGCCGCUCUGCCCGAGCCCGUGGGUCCGGACGCGGAUGGUCCGUGGCUGGCGUGGGCGCCGAGCGGGGACGAGGCGGCGGACCGGCGCUGGACGGCGCGGCUGGGCGCGCUGCUACACGUGCGGCGCCUGGACGCCGACGCCGCGCCCGCCUCGCCCGAGCGCUGGGCUGCGGCGGUGGGCGCAGCGGCGCGCACGUCCCUGGAGCGGCUGCGGGCGGAGGCAGGCGGGCGGGCGGUGGCCGUGGGCGGGUGCGGGGCGGGCGCGGCGUUGGCGAUGUGGCUGGGCGGCGAACGGCUGCUGCUGCUGUCGCCGCCGCUGCUGACGGCGGAGGGCGCGCGCGAGCCGGAGUCGGGCGGCUGCGCGGCGUUGCUGGUGGUGGGCGGGCGCGCGGCGGGGUGCUGGCGCGGAGCGGCGGCGGAGGUGGGGCGGCGCGCGCGGGUGCUGCUGCUGCACGGUGCGGAUGACGCGCUGCGCCUGCCGCGCCGCCUGCGCCGAUACCACCGCUUACCGCAGCACGCGCUAGACGCAGCUAUUGCACACGCGUGUGCUCGCUGGCUGGUGGAGGAGCGAGCGGAGCCCCGGCCCGAAACGCCUCCCCCACCGCCGCCCAUGGAGAAAGGUAUAUCGGAAGACGAGGCGUCGCCAGUCAGCUCACCGAGUCGCGCCCUGGAGGUUGUAGAGGGUCGAGUGAUGCGCGUCUCGGGCGGCACGGCGUUAACGCUGCGACCGCGACUCGCGCCCGCCGACAUCAUGCAGCUUCCCAUCGUGUUCGCCGACGACGCGCCCCGCCGUCCGCGCCGUCUCCCGCCCCGCCCGCGCCUCGUGCUCGCCAAGCGCGGGAGACGACCGCAGUGACGUCACGAUCUAGCGCCCCACGGCAUCACCAAGUGCGGGAAAUUACCGCAGUGACGUCACUACUGCUCGGUGUGCUCGCCAAGCGCAGGCCUUGACUGCAGUGACGUCACAGCCAUAGUAAAAGGAGGGGAAGUAAGUUAUCUUCAUACAAAGGCACCG